Messenger RNA from Phragmites australis (common reed), 1847 nucleotides. Its product is annotated as probable protein phosphatase 2C 9. Bases 311 to 1540 code for a protein of 409 amino acids. Gene Ontology annotation, biological process: protein dephosphorylation. NCBI's taxonomy places the organism in Eukaryota, Viridiplantae, Streptophyta, Magnoliopsida, Poales, Poaceae. The transcript has 4 exons. Gene Ontology annotation, cellular component: cytosol; nucleus. Gene Ontology annotation, molecular function: cation binding; protein serine/threonine phosphatase activity. The record is from RefSeq and is a predicted model, not a curated record.
AGAAUUUGCUUGCAUCCGUCCUGCCCGCCUCGUCCGUCCUCCCUCUCUUGUACUGCCCCCGAGCCUUCGUGCCCGUUUCACCUCGCACUUGCGCUGCUUGCUGCCAUUGCCAUUCCAGGGGAGGAGGGGGGGGGGUCCGAAGGGGACGGGUGGGAGAGGAGGCGCUGUUUCGCGUGGGACGAGUGCUUCGUGUAGGCCGCACGAGUUCCCGUGGGCGACGGCGACGCGCUCGGCGGGCAGAGAAAAUCUAGGGUGGCUUGGGUUUGCGUCACGCACCUUUGUGGGAGACGGCUACUUGCUCUUGCCGCCAAUGGCCGAGAUCUGCUGCGAGGAAACCAAGUCCACGCCGGCGACCGCCGCGGCCGCAGCUGCAGUCUCCGCCACGGUCGCCGCCACCGUGAACGUGGCCUCCUCAGCGUUGGAGAGGAGGCGUCGCAGGCUGGAGAUGAGGCGAUUCCGCAUCGCGAGUGAUCUCGAGCCGCCGGUCGCGGAGGACGUCCGCACGGGCAAGCGGCAGAGGUUGGCGCGCACGGCGUCCGGGUCGUGCCCCGACGCUGGCUCGGACUCUGAGCGGCCGGCCCUGCCGGAGCGGUUGCCGAGGUACGGGGUCACUUCCGUGUGCGGCCUCCGACGCGAGAUGGAGGACGCCGUCUCCAUCAGGCCGGAUUUCUUGCCCGGCGCCAGCAAGAACCACUUCUUCGGCGUCUUCGACGGCCACGGGUGCUCCCACGUUGCGAAGACGUGCCAGGACAGGAUGCAUGAGGUGGUCGCCGACGAGCAUAAGAAGGUGGGCUGCGGCGAAGAGUCGGCAUGGAAGGGUGUGAUGGAGAGGAGCUUCGCGCGAUUGGACGAGCAGACUGCCAACUGGGCGACCAGCCGCAGCCGCGACGAGCCCGCCUGCAGGUGCGAGCAGCAGAUGCCCUCGCGGUGCGACCACGUGGGGUCCACCGCCGUUGUCGCCGUCGUCAGCCCUACCCACGUCGUCGUCGCCAACGCCGGCGACUCCCGCGCCGUCCUCUCCCGCGCUGGCGUCCCGGUCCCGCUAUCCGUCGACCACAAGCCUGACCGGCCUGACGAGCUGGCGCGCAUCGAGGCGGCGGGCGGCCGCGUCAUCUACUGGGACGGCGCCCGUGUUCUCGGCGUCCUCGCCAUGUCGCGAGCCAUAGGUGAUGGUUACCUUAAGCCGUAUGUGUCGUCGGAGCCGGAGGUGACGGUGACGGAGCGCACCAACGAUGACGAGUGCCUGAUCCUGGCCAGUGACGGCCUGUGGGACGUCGUGACCAACGAGAUGGCGUGCGACGUCGUCCGGGCGUGCUUCCGCAGCAACGGUCCGCCGGUGCCGGCCGCUGGGCCGAAAGGCGUGCUCCCCUCGUCCGACGCGGAGGCCGACAACGGAUCCGCGGCGGUGAAGGGCGUCAGUAUGGCGGAGUCCGACAAGGUGUGCUCCGACGCGGCCAUGCUGCUGGCGAAGCUGGCACUGGCCCGGCGCAGCGCCGACAAUGUCAGCGUGGUCGUCGUGGAUCUCCGCCGGGUGACAUGAUUCUUGGAGCAAAAUCGUAUGCUCCAGGCUUGUUCUCUUUAACCUUUUUAAAAUCUAAGCUAAUUUCUCCCCUCAGUUUUAUCACCCUUUAUUUUUUAUUUAUAGCUUUGAUAGUUUCUAAUCAGAUGAAUAUAAUAGUAUCCUUUUCUUCUCUCAAAAGAGGAAUGAAAAGUCAGUCGGACAAAGAAACGGAACAACAAAAUGUUCAUCUUUGCAUACUGAUAGUAUGUAUUACUGUCACUGGGGAAACCAAUCGAUAAGCACCUUUUUCCCCGUAGAUUAACAUGCCAAACGUGUUUAUUCGAUU